AUGGCUGAAGCAGCAGUUUCCUAUGUUGCAGAGCGGCUUAUUGAUCUUUUCCAAAGAAAAAUUGUUUUCCUGAAAAAUGUCCAACAAGAAGUUGAAGGUGUGCGAAACGAGCUCAUCCGUAUGAAGUGUUUCCUGAAAGAUGCAGAUAUGAAGCAAGAGGAAGAUAAGGACGCAAGAAUCCGCAAUUGGGUAUCUGAAAUCAGAGCAGUUGCCUACCAUGCUGAGGAUGUGAUUGAAAUAUUCAUCCACCAAGUUGAGUCCUUUGAACGACAGAGUUUCUUCAUCAAGUGUGCCUUCUAUCCUAAGAAGCUAUACUUGCUUUACAAAGUAGGGAAAGAAAUCGAAUCGAUCCAGACCAAAAUUCUUGAAAUAUCCAACAGCCGUGAAAGAUAUGGCAUCAGGCAUAUUCAAGGGCUCGGAGAUGGGGAAGGGUCAAGCACAGCACGCAAGAGGAUGCGUGAACUACGCCGCUCCUCCCCCUUGGUUGCCAAUAAGGACGCUGUUGGUCUGGAGAAGCAUGUGAAUUCUGUCGUGUCAAUCCUUCUGAAGGAGGACAAACGGCUUCAUGUUGCUUCAAUUGUUGGUAUGGGGGGCAUUGGGAAGACGACUCUUGCCAAAGAAGUUUAUAACCAAGCUCAAAUCAGAGGAAAGUUUGAUAACCGGGCAUGGGUUUAUGUAUCCCAAGAUUAUAAACCCACGAAGAUCAUCAAGGAACUCAUUCUACAACUGGCAAAUCCAGAAGAAGACAAAGUGAAGAUAGUUGAUACGAUGGACAAACUCUCAGAGGCUGCUUUGGAGGAAAUGCUCCAUAGGCGCUUGGAAAAAACAUGCUAUCUGAUUGUUCUUGAUGACAUCUGGACCACAGAAGCAUGGGAUAUUAUUGCUAGGUCAUUUCCCAACAAUGAUAAGUCAAGUAGAUUGCUACUUACCAGCCGCAGAAAGGAGGUUGCUUUGCAUGCAGAUGCCCAUACAACACCAUACGAACUUAAAGUAUUGAGUGAGGAGGAGAGCUGGGAACUCUUUAUCAAGAAAGCAUUUGCUGAGGAAAGAGAGUGUCCACAGGACUUGGUGGACGUAGGGAAAGAGAUUCUGAAAAAAUGUGAUGGCUUGCCACUGGCUAUUACUGUCAUAGGAGGCCUCUUAGCAGGGAAGAAGAAACAAAGAAGUGAGUGGCAAAGAGUACAGAGAAGCCUCAGUUCAUACCUUGUUGGAAGCCAAGCUUAUGGUGUAUCAGCUAUCUUGGCAUUGAGUUAUCAUGAAUUACCUCCCCAUUUAAAAUCUUGCUUUCUCUACUUAGGCCUUCUCCAAAAAGGCAAAGACAUCCCCGUGAAGCAACUCAUGCACAUAUGGAUUGCCCAUGGUCUUAUUCAGCAAAAGGGAGAACAAAAAUUAGAGGACAUUGCGGAGGAUUUUCUUGAUGAGCUCAUUGGGAGAAAUUUGGUUCGAGUAAACCUAGUUAAAGCAGAUGACAAAGUUAAAAGUUGCCGGCUCCAUGAUCUCCUACGAGACUUUUGUAUUAUGAAGGCAAAGGAAGAAAUUUUUCUCGAGGUCCAUCAGAAAGCAGAUGAUCUAUCUAUAUCGGUGUCUGAAUCUCGACACCAUGUCUUUCAAUGUCCACCCGACAGGUACAAAUAUUUGGGAAAUUCAAAAUCAUAUAUAAGAUCCCUUCUAUCAUUUGAUUCAUCUGCUAAGCCAGUUAACCUUGAUUGUAUUUGUACAAGUAGUUUCAAACUUCUCAAAGUGCUAUACAUAGACUCUCCUGGUUUAAAAGUUAUCUCAGAGAGUAUCGGGAAACUAUGUUCCUUGAAGUACUUAGGCAUAGGAUGGAGGACACGCAUAAAGAAGCUUCCCCGUUCGAUAAGUCGUUUGAAAAACUUAGAAACUAUAGAUAUGCCCAUGUCUAGGUAUUAUUCUGUGCUAGUUCCCAAUGUCUUGUGGAAGUUAGAGAACUUAAAGCAUCUGCUUGGUUACAUAGAAUCCCGCAGCCUAUUGAAGAUUGACCUACUCAACAAUCUCCAAACUCUAGGCAGCAUACCUGUUCAUCACUGGAUGCACAAUGAAAACCUGACAAGAAUGACUAAUCUCCAAAAAGUUGGUUUACUCAUUGAAAGUGUGGACAACCUAGACGUGGAUCGAUUAUGUGAUUCACUCGCAGAGCUUGAGAGCCUUCAAUCCUUGUGCUUGGAAGUAGAGUAUAGCUUACAAAUAUCUAUGUUUGCUGGUUUAUCUAAGUUGACUCAUGUUGUCAAGCUUAAGUUUAAGGGAAAGUUAGCCUCAAUGCCAGCUCAUCCUUGUGUAUUUCCACCGAAUCUUUGUCAGCUGACUUUGGUGGACUCCCAGCUCCAUCCAGAUUCAAUCCAAGUGUUGGAGAAGCUAACCAACUUGUCAACUCUAAAACUAGUUAAUGCUUUUGAUCUGCAAGAUUAUAGUAUAACAAUAUCGGAGAAUGGGUUUCGUGGACUCAAGUUUCUCAGGGUGGAGCAACUAAUGUUUAUGCAAGAGAUGAAGCUAGGGAAAGGUGCAAUGGCAGGACUCAAAUGCCUGCAAAUCUUCAAAUGCUACUCAUUGAGGAGGCUCCCAGAAGAGUUGAUAUCAUUGACUAACCUUGACAAGCUGGAGAUUAGAGGAAUGUCUGAAGAAUUUAUUGCUAGACUUCAACUUUCAGAUUUGUGCAAACUCCAACAUAUUCCCAACAUAGUCGUUGGAAGUACAGAUGAUGACGAAUGGAUCCAAGAAGAACUGGAGCGUGCAAGUCUCAUUAGAAAGAUCAGGACACAUGCACAGGUAAUAAGAGCAGCAGUUUUGUUCCAGGCAGCGUCAGAGAGGAGUCCAAAUGUCAAUACUGAUUGA
Molecule: messenger RNA, 2850 nt
Organism: Lycium barbarum (goji berry)
Lineage: Eukaryota; Viridiplantae; Streptophyta; Magnoliopsida; Solanales; Solanaceae
Product: putative disease resistance protein At1g50180
Exons: 1
Coding region: 1-2850 (949 amino acids)
Biological process (GO): defense response to other organism
Molecular function (GO): ADP binding
Source: RefSeq, a predicted model, not a curated record